Molecule: messenger RNA, 530 nt
Organism: Cynara cardunculus var. scolymus (artichoke)
Lineage: Eukaryota; Viridiplantae; Streptophyta; Magnoliopsida; Asterales; Asteraceae
Product: mitochondrial import inner membrane translocase subunit TIM8
Exons: 2
Coding region: 101-337 (78 amino acids)
Source: RefSeq, a predicted model, not a curated record
CACCAUCGUUCAGUGUUCAUUUGUAGGGUUUUUAGGGUUUUUGAACUUUUAGUCCCGUUUCUGUGUCGAUCAGCGAAGUUGUUUUCUAGCUUCAAUUUCCAUGGACGCUUCAGCAUUAAGCAAUCCCCAAUUACAGCAGUUGAUCAAUCAAGAAAAAGAAAGAGCGAUGGCAAAUGAGAUGAUAGCAAAGCUGACGAGUGCAUGCUGGGAUAAGUGCAUCACCAGUACUCCUGGAAGCAAGUUCAGUUCGAGUGAAUCGAGUUGCCUCUCAAACUGCGCACAACGCUACAUGGACAUGAGCAUCAUGAUAGUCAAACGCUUUCAAUCCAUGCAGUAGUAUCAAGAAAACGCCAUCGGAUUUUACUCAUAUAAGUUUCAUAAUCUACACAUGAUAUUUCCAUUUCUCAUUGCCUCACAAUCAGUUAUAAAAUGUCAUGUACUUUAAAAUCUUGUGAUUUUGUUCUGCUUCUCUUUGAACAGGAAUUCAACAUCCCUUUCUAUUUCUAGAGUCCAUGCUCACUUUUACUCUU